UUUGUCGUGAUACUGGCAAGCAAGGUCUAGCCAAAAAAAGUUACUCUUUUGGCCUGGACAAUUUUUUUAAAAAGAUGACGGAUUUAGAUUCGCCCAAAAAAAAUAACGACUGUUAUUUUUAUUAUUAUUCGACAUGUUCUAAGGGAGAUAGUUGUAUAUUUCGCCAUGAACCAUCUGCCUUAGGUUGCGAAACCAUGUGCAGUUUUUGGAAGGAAGGCAAAUGUUUUAACAUCCAAUGUAAUUUCCGACAUAUGGAACUAAGAAAAAACAGAAAAGCUAUACCAUGUUAUUGGGAGAGUCAACCAGGAGGUUGCUUAAAAGGACACUGUUCUUUUUUACAUCAGAAUCCAAGACCUGUUGAUGGUGUUAAUAGAUCAUAUUUAUCUACAGCUGAGUCUGUAGGCAAUUUAAAUAAUAGUGAACGAAACGUAACCGUAGGAGAGGACCUAGUCGUAAAUUUUGAAGAAGAGUCGGAUAAUGAGUCUAUGCCCACAUACUCGCCCGCAAAACACAAGGAACGCAUUUGUACAGUCAAAUCUUUGGAAGAGAUCAGGUUAGAGAAGAUACAAGCAGAAUCGGCUGCUUACUAUUCAUAUUCAGAUGAUUCUUUCCAAUAUGACGGUCAAGCUAAUAUGAUCAGAGAAAGGAUAUUUUCGAGAAUGCAAAAUAAACUACCAACAGAAAGGACAGUUCUACACAAAAGGCAAAGUGACAGCCAAUUUGUCUCUACACUACAGAAGAAACGAAGACUCGUUUUUCACAAUGAAGAUGGAAAUCUUGAGAUUAGAAUAAAUAAAGGAAGAGAUAGGCUUAUGCCGAAAGCAAAUUCGGGACUUAAAUUGGAAAGAACAAUUGAAAAUAAUGUAUAUCGACGAGAAAACCGUGCAAGAUCUCUUCCUCUUAACGAAACAAACGUAAGUGAUAUAAAAAUAAAAACUUUGGAUGAAAUACGAAGAGAACGAAAGACUAAAGAAGAAACAGUUAUAACGACAAAUGAUGAACAAGAAGUAACUAGUACAUGUAUGGAUGUUGAUUGUAAAAGUUUAGAGAAAACGUCUCUCCCGGAGAGUACUGAUAAGAAGAUUGUUCUUAAGAGAUUUCCAGUGAUAGAUACACCUCAUGAUGUAGUUUUAAGUGAUAGUAAUAAGUCUACAACGAAUCAUUUUGUUCCUAGUAAUGUAAGUAGAUUAAGUGAAUCGCAAGUUACCCAAGAUAAAGAUGAAACGGAAAGUGCAAGUAGCAAACUGGAGGAAACACUUUUACUAGAAGAGGAUGAUCUUGACGUUGAUACAGUCAUGUUAAAACCAGAAGAAGAAUUACUCAAUGAAGUAGAUGAAGAUUGGGAAGAUUAACUCGCGUUGUUAAAGUAUCUAAACGUUGUUAAAUUUAUGUUAAGCCAAGAAUAAAAUUGUUUCUUUUUGUA
Diabrotica balteata is the source of this 1423-nucleotide messenger RNA. Lineage: Eukaryota; Metazoa; Arthropoda; Insecta; Coleoptera; Chrysomelidae. The record is from the annotation of a GenBank genome assembly.